CCAUGGCUUUCGAAUUCCUUACUCCGCCACCAGAGGAACGGACCAUUCGCACCCACAAUCUGACCGAGGAACAGGUCAAGGAUUUGGAGAUAGCCUUUUCCCUGUUUGACGACCAGGACACUAAGGUUAUUCCUAUAACAAAUCUCAGGCAACUGAUGCUGUCUGUGGCCCACAAUCCCAGUGAUCGGGAAUUGCAGGAAAUUCAGGCUGAGAUCGAUGCUGAUGGAUCCGGUGAGUUAUAUCUCAGCGAUUUCCUUCACAUAAUGUCUCAGAGGUACGCAAACAUGUCCACCGAGGAUGAGAUUAUAGCCGCAUUCAGAGUCUUUGACAAGGAAGGAACCGGCUUAAUAUCUGAAUCGGAGUUUCGUCACAUAAUGCAAAACAUGGGGGAGCAAUUGUCGGAUGAUGAGGUGGAGGAGAUCAUCCGUGAUGCAAAUUCUGAUUUGGAAGGCAAUAUAGACUAUGUGCGAUUUGUCAGAAUGAUGUCCACCACAUAAGGAAAA
Drosophila simulans is the source of this 503-nucleotide messenger RNA. Its product is annotated as calmodulin. NCBI's taxonomy places the organism in Eukaryota, Metazoa, Arthropoda, Insecta, Diptera, Drosophilidae. Gene Ontology annotation, cellular component: myosin II complex. Gene Ontology annotation, molecular function: calcium ion binding. The coding region runs from base 3 to 497 and encodes 164 amino acids. The record is from RefSeq and is a predicted model, not a curated record. The transcript has a single exon.